CGCGCGCACGAUCACGCCGGCGCCGAUGUGCAAGUCAAUAACAACACGCGCUUACAUUCUCUGGUCACCGUCACGAGUUGACUCACCGUUGGUAUAAAGCUCGUACGGAUCAUGCUGACCACUUCCCUGCCCACCGUUGCUGUCCGCUCGAAACCUCCCAUACCAUCCACCUCGCACUUUAACCUUGCAGACGUUGGCCAUGUCCGGAACGACCCCAGGUUCCCGCUUAGGAGACAUGUACCCUCCGGAGUUGCUCUCUACCAUCUGUGCCCACGUAUAUGACGCUGGAUCUUCACCCCCGGUUACGUCGCUCGACCCUCAGCUGCAUUCCGAGGGCAGUGCACCGACCUCCUUACCAUCCUCAUAUCCUCCAGCACAUUGGGCCGAAGGUGUCUCGCGGCGGACGUUGGCCAAUCUUUGUCUCGUGAACCGCGCGUGGUACGAGGCCGCCAAACCAUGGCUCUGGCGUAAAGUAGAAAUACGACUUCCGCGAAGCUGGCUGUCUUUAGUCGAAGAAAUUGCCGGGGGUGAUGACGAAGAUGUCGAAGAAGAGCAGACGGCCUUUAUGGUCGGUCAGACUAUUCACAAUGCUGAGAACGCUGUGUUGGCCACUCGGGAUCUGCUUGGAGCGGUUCCCGACAAGGCCACCGCACUUCAGCUUCACGAGAAAGUACUCGAAAGACUGGGUGGCCCUGACGGCUCCAUCCCUCCUGAGCUUCUCACCCCUCUCGCCAGUCGCGACCCGAGCCCGAGACGUCUGAGGCCCAAAAGUAAGAGUCCCGCCCGAUGGAAAAUGAUGCGUUCCAUAAGUGACGCGAUCCGAAACGUCAUGGAGCACGACAAUCCAGGAAUGUAUGUACCGCUACCGAACGUUCCACAUGCCGGUCAAUACGUGCGACACCUCGACUUCAAUCAUUUUCGAACCAUCGGAAUGAGGCGCUCUGUCGAGGAGGGUGUCAACAACCGAUUUGUGACCGGUGACAGAUUGGAGUCCGUCUUGAAGGAAAUGCCCAACCUUGUGGCAUUCGGCGCUACGGAAUAUAUGGACGGCGCGCUCACGUUCCCGGUGCUCAAGGAACUGCUCUUAAGAGGAUCCGCGUCACGAGGCCGGGGGCGCCCGUCGCGUGGUCGGGACCUUGUUGUCUUUGACCCGAACGAUGCUGAAGACGAGGAGCGCGAACGACGGCGCGAGUGCAAGGAACUCGACGCUAUAGACCUCACUGGAUGUGUAAGCGCUGUUUUCGUCAACGCGCUCACUCAGUUCGUCGAAGAUCAUCUCAUUGAUCGCUCCACCUCCGACUCGGAUGCCGAGGAUGACACCAACGCGGAGCGCGGUAAGCCUCGCAGCCGAAAUGCAAUGCAGGAACCGCUGAUAUUUCCGGGACUGCAACGGCUCGGACUGCGUGGCGUCAAAUCGGUGCAACCGCACAUUUUGAACUCGUUCGUGCUGGCGUUUCCCUGCCUCACGCAUUUGGACCUUUCCUGCACGCGCAUCACGCCCGAGGUCCUCGCUGCAUUGGGGACGUCACCCACCAUCCGCCUGCAAUCUUUGGCGCUCGAACGCUGCAAUUGGCUGACCGGCGAGAGCAUACGGGACUUUUUGAUCAACGCUCCUGCCGCCAAGAACAUCCGCGAGCUUACUCUUUACGGCGACUGGACUUUCCCCUCGCCCCUCUCCACUGAUGAUUUGGACGCUAUCUUCUCUCGCGCGCCAUGCUUCACGAGUGGCGAGCUCGUGUAUCUCGAUCUGUCCAGCGCCCCCGUGACGAAAGAGCACUUGCUCAACAUGUGUGCAUCCCAGCCGCACCUGCGCUCUCUGGGGCUCUCGUACAUACGCAACCUCGAGCUCGACGUCAUCGCCAAGUUCCUCAAGGAGAAGGCACCGAACGUCGAGGUGCUCACUCUGGUCACGUCGUCCCCCGAGCUUGGGUAUGGCGCGCAGGUAGUCACGGCGCGUCAAGCACCUAUGAACUUGCAUGCGCAUAUCAUCCGUCCUCUCUGCACUCCGCCGUUCUCGUUCAGCCUGACCGCGAUUAAAAAGACCGCGCAGCCGCCGACGCGCCUCCGCGUGGUUGAGCUUGCGACGCCGUUGCUUGCGAGCCUAGGAGCGGGUGCGGACUCCUGGCGGGUCAUCAAGAGCAAGGGAGGACGGGGCUGGUACGUUGACACGGGAAGCGGUUGGAUGGCCGAGCUCCCUGCUUCCGGUGGCAAGGGUUGUGGUCUGAGGAGGAACUUACCUAGAGAGCAUCCGUGGAGGGUUGCUUUGGAGCGUCUUGCGGACGCAAAUGGUAACGUUAGCAGUGGAAUUGGAUGGCAUGCACGGAAGAUGGAGGUACUGCAAGGACACGGCCUUCUCGGAAGAGAAGCCGGACUGUAUGGCGCUGUGUCGUUUGCAUAUCAAGGCUGAACGGCAAGGCACUGCAAUACGUUGCUGGGUUAUCACCCUAACGCGGGUGGUCCCUCUUACGUGAGCCUUGUUUUCCUGAUUUGUGUCCUAUUGUGGGGAGAAAAAUUGGGCUUCCCUUUGUUGUGGUUGUGAGCUUGUGCUUUCUAGGUCAAUCUCGUGAAGUCUUUAUCGGUCAGACAAUGCUGGCGUGUACAAUCAGUUUUUGUAAUUGUCAAUACGUGCUGUACAACAAGGAAGCCAGAUGUAGAAUAGUCUCCGAAGCAAUAUUUACUCGACUAUGUCCGAAGUUAUGCAAACAUCCAUGACAUUCGUUGCACAGUGCCUCUUGUUCCAGGAUGAGGCUAUGCAGCAGAUCCGAUAGUGGCAG
This is a messenger RNA of Laetiporus sulphureus 93-53, 2774 nucleotides long. RefSeq lists its product as uncharacterized. The record is from RefSeq and is a predicted model, not a curated record. Bases 200 to 2407 code for a protein of 735 amino acids. Lineage: Eukaryota; Fungi; Basidiomycota; Agaricomycetes; Polyporales; Laetiporaceae. The transcript has 4 exons.